GUGGGCAGGGAGCUGCUGAAGAGAGGAUAUGAAGAGCAAUCGUGGAAGAGGACUCAGUCCGACCUUGUCUGGCUCACAGCCCGUGCCUGGUUGAGCGUAAACGCUGCUAAAUCAGUUUGCGGCGUUUGAAGCUCCUUCCGGCGCGUACAACUUAGGCCUUCAUUCAUGUUUUUUCGCAGCACAUCCACGUCAGGAACAGAUCAACACUACUCAAGCCUCUUCCGCAUAUUGGAUUUCUAUGCAAAGAGAAGGUCGCCAAUAUCCCUUACAGGAUUCGGUAAAAUGAAGAUUGCAGCUGACACUGAAUCAAUAUUGGGAGACUUUUGAAGCAUUGUAAUGCGUUUUUUUUCUUGAUUUUUCUUCAACUCGCGAAGCUUUUGCUCCCUCUGUGGGAUUACUCGAUACGUUUGACUAAACGAGUUUUGGAUCCGCCUGCGCUGUGCAGUGUACGGUGCACAAAUUCGCUCAAAAUGCAUGAUAUUUAAGAUAAUAUCUCACCAUACAGAGUGCCAAAUAGAGCCGGGAUGGCGAACGAGUAUAAUCGCAACAUUGUGGAAAAGUAUAUCUGUCAUAAACUCUCCAAAAGAGGCUACGAGUGGGGGUUCGACGAUGACCAGGACGAAGAUGCUGCUAAUAACGGGUCAUUAGUUGCUCCUCCACCGGCUUUGGUCCGCCGGUGCCGUGAAGCGAGCUCCGGGCCUGACCGUGAGCGCAUCCCCCACCUCUGCAAACGCACCCCACAGUCCGACCCACACGCGGCCAUCCACAGAGUCCUACGCGAGGCUGGAGAUGAACUUGAGAGACUGUACCAGCCGGACUUCACGGAGAUGUCCCGGCAGCUGUAUCUCACCUCCACCACGGCGCAGAGGAGGUUCGCAGAGGUGAUAGACGAACUGUUCCGGGAUGGGGUAAACUGGGGCCGGAUUAUCGCCUUUUUCGAGUUCGGGGGCACGGUGUGCGUGGAGUGCGCGUCGAAGGAGGAGAUGUCAUCGCAGGUGGAUAACAUCGCGGAGUGGAUGACGGAGUAUUUGAAUGGACCUCUCAACAGCUGGAUAGAGGAUAACGGUGGAUGGGAUGCCUUUGUGGAGCUGUACGACAGACAGAGGGACUCGGUCUUCAGCUGCUCCUGGCCCUCCAUUAAGACGGUCUUUGGUCUUGCAGCGCUCGGGGCGGCUAGCCUCACCAUUGGAGCAUACCUUACACAGAAAUGAACAAACCCCUUUAUUUCUACCAGCAAGACUUUAUUCCUCCGCCUCCCUCUUUUCCCGUGCCUCCUGUUUCUCCUUUUAAAGACGCCCCUGACCCCUCAGAGACAACCUUCAGAAUCCUCUGAAUCUGGCUCUCUUCAAAGCCUCAGAAAAACUCCUUCUUUCUCGCUUCCCCCCUGUCAAAACAGACACAAAUCAAAAACAGCCUGAUGCACGGUUUGAAUCGAGCAAAGGACGUCCUGGAAAAGAGGGGUGGCUUUAGAUGUAAUCGCACUAAGCUGAGAACAAGUGAAGAGAAAGGAGGAUUUUUUUUUUUUGUUCUGCCUGCUUCUGUACUCGUUUUAGCAUGACUGUUGAGUGUUAGCUUAGUCCUUGCAUGUGUCAGAGCUCAUGCGGGGCCUCUAUUUUUGAGGCCUUGAUGAUGGUGGGGGGGGCGUGUAGGGGCAAUGACGGCCCACACCGGCGAGGACGCGGCCACGGCCCCGCCCCUGCUUGUUAGGGUGAAGAGCCCCAUUUGAACUGUGACUGACUCCAGUUACCCCCCCCCAGCCCCCCCACCCCUGCAGCCGUCCUUCAAAGGACUUCCUCCACAGAACAGCUGCUCAGAAUGUAUAAUGGAAACGUCUCGCUAAGACCAGCACGUUAUAUGUCUGCUGCUUCAGACAGCUUCAGUGAACUCUGAACACACAGCACCAUUAUAUGCACCAAGCAUGGACUUUAUUAUGUAGAGGAAGACUGACGUUUUCAGAACACUCCUAUGCUGGUUAUGACUGUUGCAGCGAACCCUAAAUUGUGUGGUUUUCCUUUAGAAAUCAGGGGGUUUUCCAGGACAGAUGCAGAGGAAGAUGCUCACUGUGUAAAGGUGAUGCAAAGAACUACGGGAACCCUAAAGGACAUGCAUCCAUGCAUUUUAUUUAACUCAGUUUUCUGGAACAAGCAAAUUUAGGUUGAUAUUUCCAUUGAUAAUAAUUUAAUCUUUAUCCUAGGAAAACAGUGAAAUAAAAUGUAUGGUGCAUGUCCUUUUGAGGCUUCCGUAAAGUACUAGUAAAGUUGAGCACGGCACAAAAAUCUAAGAUAGAAGAACAGAUUGCGCUCUGCUCUUUAAGAAAGACCCCCGAGAGAGAUUUAAAUAAUGCAUUCCAGGAGAAAAAGUGACGCAAACGCCUAAAAUAACUCCCCUUUAAAAGCAUCACCAUGCUUCACAUAUCAGCACCAAGCAGCUCUAAAACCAUCCAUUCUUUUCUUGUUUCUACCUCUGCUGCAGCGAUUUAAAUUCUUAACUCGGUCCAUUCAUCGUCGGAUUGUUCAAGCUCACUGAGGGUUGUCAAAACGUGUCCCUGAGGCCUCACAGUGCCUCCGUAAUGCUAGAAUCCACUCCAACAAAGACUCGUGUUGACGUGGACUGAGAAGACCUCGCCUGGCCACGGAUGGCUGAGAGGAAUACCACGGCAGCAGGACUUUCAUUUUUUUCGGGACUGAUGCCUGCGUGUCCCAGGUGCUGGAACCUGAGAUGUCCCUCUUCUCCUUCUCUGCUGAUGCAUCCCGUCAUCGAUUCGGUCCUCUCAGCCUGUUUUUAUCGAUGUUUGUCUUGUGUUACAGAUGGAUUAAAAUUUUGGGGAUGCACACACGCAGCUUCCAAAAUAUCUUGUUGAAUUCAGUACAUAGCAAAGUUGGAAAAGUGGUUUUCUUUCUUUUCUGUCAUUUAAAAUCUUCACCUUCUUUGUUGCAUGGAUGAAAGAUGCUGUCUCACACAUGAAUACCCACUGUGUGUAACUGUAUUUAUAACAGAAUAGGCUAGAAGAUUACAAAUAACAUUGAUAAAGUUGCUUUUCUAUUUAUUGAGAGGUACCAGAUCACAGAUUUUUUGAUGAAAGUUAAUUUCCACUUUUUCUAUUCUAUGGAAUCACACUGUAACUACAUUUUCUUCCUGGCUGCUAUGAUAACAAGAAAAAUGUUUAAAAAGUGAAUUUAUGUGUCGUAUUGGCUUAAGGCUGCUAUACUGUCGAUUUUUAACUUUUACUUACAGCUUAAACUGCCACAGAUUUACAGUAUAGAUCUAGAGAGCUGGAAACCAAAGUUAACUUGUGUUUAUCUUUAAUUUAAAAAAAAGUAGCUUAACAAGAAUACAUGUUGCUUCACCUGGCUGAGUCUGUUCAGUGAAGGUUUGUCUAGUGUUAAUGUAAUAUAUCAGCUUAACUUCUGUCAACAUCGUGCUCUGAUGAUAACUCAGUGCUUUUCUGUAAAAUAUCCACCUGCCAGAUUUAAACCUUGUCUCAGCUAUCGCCAUAAACCAACCUAUUGUCAUGAGAACAACCCACAGUGUGUGCUGUUCUUGGUACGGAAGCCCUAAGUGGACAUGCAGUAAUGCAUUUAAUGUCCUCAUUUUUCUGUGAUAACGAGCAAUGUCCUGCUAUUUUCUUUAUGAAUGUUUUUCAUGUUAAAAAAAGAUGACUGGUUGCUCAAUGAGGUCAAAGUAGAAAUGGGAAAAUAUUAUCUCCUACCUGAUUUCAAACAUUACAGAUGACAAAACAUUUUAUGAAUUAAACAGAGUAAAAGGGCUAAUCUGGGGUUACAUUAUAUAUAAUUAAGUUAUGUUUUAUAGUAGUUACACGAACAGUGGCUCACUUUAGCUUUGUUAGCUUUAGCUUAAGCUACCAUAGCUACGCUAGCUAUGUAAUUAAUGUACAAGAUAAGCCAAGGUAGCCAAGAUUUCUUUGAGGUAUGUGAGCUUAAGCUAAUCUAGCUCAAAGAUAUCAUAGCUACGAAGCUACAUUAUCCAUGUAGCUACAUAGAUAAUGUAAUAUUCUGUAAUAUUUUCAAGAAAACAUGAAAACAAUGUCCAAACUUUUCCCACAGAGGGCCACAUACAGAAAUAUAUUAGGAUGGUGGGGCCACUUUCAUACCCCAUGCCAUGAGGAUUUUAAAGUUAGUAAGACUAAUCCAAUGUAAGUUAAUACAUGUUUAGCGAAUAAGUAGGCCUAAAUGGCUAGUUUAUGGCUCACAGGAUAAAUAGCUAUUUUCAGGAUUUUGGGGAGCCAGUCAGAUUUCAGGGGGCCCCAUUUAGCCCUGGCUACCACUGGCUCUGCUACUGAAAAGUUAUUGGUGCUGCUGUUUGCUGUGAUAAUCCAUCAAGAUGUG
This is a messenger RNA of Cheilinus undulatus (humphead wrasse), 4346 nucleotides long. It is a transcript of the gene bcl2b, whose product is annotated as BCL2 apoptosis regulator b. The coding region runs from base 525 to 1211 and encodes 228 amino acids. Gene Ontology annotation, biological process: extrinsic apoptotic signaling pathway in absence of ligand; negative regulation of intrinsic apoptotic signaling pathway; intrinsic apoptotic signaling pathway in response to DNA damage. The record is from RefSeq and is a predicted model, not a curated record. Gene Ontology annotation, molecular function: protein homodimerization activity; protein heterodimerization activity. Gene Ontology annotation, cellular component: mitochondrial outer membrane. Lineage: Eukaryota; Metazoa; Chordata; Actinopteri; Labriformes; Labridae. The transcript has 2 exons.